This is a messenger RNA of Triplophysa rosa, 2932 nucleotides long. RefSeq names its product butyrophilin subfamily 1 member A1-like. The record is from RefSeq and is a predicted model, not a curated record. Lineage: Eukaryota; Metazoa; Chordata; Actinopteri; Cypriniformes; Nemacheilidae. The transcript is spliced from 13 exons. Gene Ontology annotation, molecular function: protein binding.
AGAAACAGGUUUGUGUUGACAUGUUUUCAUGAUACUCGUCCUAACAGAGUUUUUAAUGUUCAGACGGGACGUCUUUAUUCAUUGACACCUGAUGUGAUGCAUCUCACUGUUAUUACAGUGUUUUGACGUGUCGUUCAGAGAUGAAGUUCAUCUGUGUGAUUUUACUGAUUAUUACUGGAAUUACACUAUCAGGUAAAUGUUUACUGUGUUUACAUGUGUAAAAUGAGGUAAUAAUUAAUAAAACUGUGUCGGAUUAACGUUUGCUUCAAAGUAUUAGAAUAAAUGACAUUUAAAAUGUGUUUAUUCCUCUGAAGUGUGGAGUACUUGAGGUGUCUCUCUGUAGAGAGCAGGACAGACAUCAUAUCAUCUCUUAUGAUCAUGUUUGAUUCACAACACUGGACAUCACUGACACAUUUAGAAAUGCAGCAACUGUUUAAUUGUUGUGACAAAUGAAAUGUUUCAUAUAAAUCUGAUAUCAGAUGAGUACGAGGUGAUCGGGCCUUCAGCUCCUGUGAUGACUGUAUCUGGUGAAGAUGUGAUUCUGCCGUGUUCUAUCAAACCCAACAUCAGUGCUGUGAACAUGAGAGUCGAGUGGUUCAGACUUGAUCUGAAAGACUCAAUAGUUCAUCUGUAUAAAGAUCAUAAAGACAUAAACACAGAUCAGCUUCAGUCGUACAGAGGAAGAACUCAAGUGUUUACAGAAGAACUAGAGAAAGGAAACGCAUCACUCAAACUCUCAAGAGUCCAAAUCUCUGAUGAAGGACGUUACAAGUGUGUCAUUCAGUCUGAAUCCUGGAGUGAUGACGUCACUGUUGAUGUCUCUGUUGAAGCUGUAGGCAGUGUUCCAGUGAUCACUGUAGGUGGGUUUGAUGGUUCUGGUGGUCUUCAUCUACAGUGAGAAUCUAAAGGCUGGAAACCUGAACCUGAUAUUGUGUGGCUGAACAGUGAAGGAGUCACUUUAACAUCUGAAUCUCCAGACACACACAGAGAUGACACAGAUGGAUUCAGUGUGAAACACAUGAUCACUGUAUAUAACACUGACACUAAAUAUCACUGCAGAGUCAGAAUGAGACAUCACAUGAUGGAGGCUGAGAUCAUCACAUCCACUCAAAUGUUUCUCUCUUGGAGAUCUUCAGUGAUUCUGAUCUCAGUUGCUGUUGUUCUCAGUGUGAUCGCUGGAAUACUGAUCACUGUGUUUGUCUGUAAACAGAGAGGGGCACACCCUGCUCCAACCAAAGAGGAUCCCUCCAUGGGGCUAGAGCAGUUACACAGACUUGAUCCACCCAGACGCGUAGGGGUCCGAGACGCCAAGCAUGUGGCGGAACUCUCGGGCGUGGUUCAGAUGUCUGAGAUCGAGGAUGGGGCGGAGACCGCCAUCCUUUCUGGGUACGAGGAAGUAGCGGCUGUAGAAGCCCGACUCGCAGGGGGCGUGGCCUUCACCGGCUGCAGAGUCGGCGCUGGUUUGGGGCGAGCCGACGCAGGUCUGGAUCCGGGUCUCUUGGGCAGGAAGCCGAAGAGGCCGGCAGCGGAAAUCGGAGCGUCGAGGAAGGGGACCUUGUCAGCCUCCUUGAUCUCCGUGAGCAUCAGCCACAGAUGGCGCUUGAGCACCACGAGACUGGCCAUCGAUCUGCCUAUCGCCUGGGCCGUGUCCUUGGUGGCGCGUAGAGCGAGAUCCGUCACGAUCCGCAGCUCUUUGAAGGGCGCGAUGUCGGUACCGGACUCGUCCAUGCCCUGGAGGAGUUUGGCCUGGCGGCUGCGAGCGGGUUCCUCCAGAGACGACCACUCUAAGCCCAGCUCCUCCACAGCCUUAGUGAGGACCCGAAAUUGCUCGGAAUCCACACCCAGCAUGGGUACGCUGUGCUCUACGGACGGCAGGGGGAAAACCGAGCCCGACACCUCCUCCCCGUCUGAAGCCGCUAACGACAUGCUGUCAUCUUCCUCAAAUUCGCUUCCGCCAAACGAGACCAUGUCACCGGCAGAUGUCGGUGGACGCUGGACCGCCUGGGAUAAACGAACCGGCGAAAUUUCUCUCUGUGGAGAAGGCGAGACACACCGAGGGGACGUGAGCCCGCUCUUCCCUGAGCGCUUAGUUCCUCUACCUCGCUGCUUCGGAGCUUUGCCGGAUGGCGGCAGGGAAAAGGAACCAGCGCUGCUGAAGGCCAGUGAAAUCGCUGAGCAGAGAGAACUACAGAGAGAGAAACAGAAUGAAGACGAGAGAAUACAGAAUGAAGACCAGAGAAUACAGAGAGAGAACCAGAGAAUACAGAGAGAGAAACAGAGAACACAGAAUCAAGACAAGAGAAUACAGAAUGAGCGUGAGCCACUACAGAGGAUUGUAGAAAAUGUGACUUCACUGUUCAGAAAACAUGCCGUGAAUGUGACUCUGGAUGCUGAUUCAGCUCAUCCUCAUCUCACCGUGUCUCAUGGUGGGAAACAAGUGAGAUAUGAAAACAGAAAACAUAGAGUGAAGAAUGAAGAUAAAGGACAAAAUGACAAGUUUGAUUCACGUCCCUGUGUUGUUGGAAAUGAAGGAUUCUCUUCAGGGUGUUUUUAUUAUGAGGUGCAGGUGAUGGGGGCAGAUUGGUGGCGUGUGGGUGUGACCAGAGAAUCUGCUGAGAGGAAGGGCUGGUUUGAUCUGACUCCUCAGGAUGGAUACUGGACUGUGGGAUUGUAUAAUAACAAUUAUUAUGCUGGUGAGAAUCUUCGUCUUUCUCUGAGUGUGGAGCCUGAGAGGAUCGGUGUGUUUGUGGAUUAUGAGGAGGGUCGAGUCUCAUUUUAUGAUGUGAAGUCCAUGUGUCAUAUUCACUCUUUUAAUGAUCAAUCUUUCACUGAGAAACUAUAUCCUGUUUUUCAGUCGUGUUCCUCUGUUCCACUCAUCAUCUGUAGUGAUCUCAAGAGAUCUGAUAAAUAUCGGAUUAAAAUGAGGAAAUAG